AUGGAUGAAAGCAUACCCGACUACGGCAAGGUCCUAGACGACCUCGUUCAGGUCGCCCUCGCUGGGGGGAAGAUGAUCUUGGCUGGAGCAGAGACUAUACAUCAGAGGAACAAUAACGCAGUGAAAGAGAAGCUCAACUCUACUGAUCUGGUCACAGAGACAGACGAAGCUGUGGAAAGGACAGUGAUGGGACUUUUGAAGGCGAAGUAUCCCAGCUACAGAUUCAUCGGUGAAGAAUCCAACAAGAACGAACCGUUGACUAACGAGCCAACAUUCAUCUGUGAUCCUAUUGAUGGGACGAUGAACUUUGUCCAUGGCCACCCCUACGUCUCGAUCUCUCUUGGCCUCAGCUAUAUGAAGCGACCGGUGGUAGGAGUGGUGUACAAUCCCUUCUACCACCAUCUCUACACUGGGGCAGUUGGCAGCGGUGCUUUCUUCGAAGACUUCCGGGGUAAGAGACAGCUGCCAAUGAGGCACUCCACCACUCCUCUCGAGGCAUUGAGCGCAUGCCUCAUCCUGGUAGAGUGGGGCAAAGAGCGUUGUGGCGUCAAUUUCGAGACUACGGUUGAAACUUUCAAAAACCUCAGCAGGCAGGAGGGGGGGUUUGUGCAUGACUUAAGAACCUUCGGAAGUGCGGCACUCAAUCUCUGCACAGUGGCCACGGGAGCAGGGGACCUGUGCUGGGGAGGCGGCUGGGAUGCAUGGGAUGUCUGUGCGGGUUGGGCAAUUCUGCUCGAAGCAGGCGGGAAGAUGGUGGACGGAAACCCUUCAGCGUCGCUCGAUGAGCCGCCAUUGGGAGGAAAGAGGUUUCUUGCUGGUAAGUCAGUCCCCUAA
Molecule: messenger RNA, 834 nt
Organism: Exophiala xenobiotica
Lineage: Eukaryota; Fungi; Ascomycota; Eurotiomycetes; Chaetothyriales; Herpotrichiellaceae
Exons: 3
Coding region: 1-834 (277 amino acids)
Biological process (GO): signal transduction; inositol metabolic process; phosphatidylinositol phosphate biosynthetic process
Molecular function (GO): inositol monophosphate 1-phosphatase activity
Source: RefSeq, a predicted model, not a curated record